AUGUCCGCCUCCAACAACGACAUCAAGGCGGCGGAUUCGACCUCGGAGAGAGCCGAGAACAUCCAGCAUGUCGACAAGAGCGAGAUUAGCGGCACGAUGAUGCCCGAAGAUCUGGCUGUUCUCUCAGACGAUGAACGAGCAAAGCUCGGCAAGCGAGCCACCUUCAAGAUGGACAUGGUAAUCAUGCCAGUCCUCGUCAUCAUGUACAUCUUGAACUACCUUGAUCGCCAAAACAUCGCCAGUGCCAAGCUUGCUGGCAUUGAAAAGGACCUGCAUAUGUCUCCCGUUGACUACCAGACUGCUGUGAGCAUUCUGUUCUGCAGUUACAUCUUGUUCCAAGUACCGUCGAACAUGAUUGCGAGCAGAAUCCAAUGGCCUGGCAUUUACAUCUGUCUCAGCAUGGCUCUUUGGGGAGGCAUCUCGGCAGUCAUGGCCUCCGUCCACAACUUUGCCGGACUCAUUGUUGCCCGUAUCUUCCUGGGAGCCGUCGAAGCUGUGUUCUUCCCCGGCGCCAUUUACUUCCUCUCCCUUUUCUACAACCGCAAGCAGUUUGCUCUCCGCAUGGCUAUCCUCUUCAGCGGAUCCCAGCUGGGCAAUGCCUUUGGUGGCCUGUUCGCUAUUGGUAUCCUGAAGCUUGAUGGCGCUCAUGGAAUCGCGGGAUGGCGAUGGCUGUUCCUUGUCGAGGGCGUUGCCACCGUCGGUCUUGCCGCCAUCUUCGCGCUCAUCCUCCCCAAUUCGAACAAGAAGAUUCUCGGGCUCUCCAAGAUCGAGUGCGACUGGGUCCAAUGGAACUACGCCGUCGACCUGGGCCAGUCCGAUGACUCGCGCGAGAUCACCCCGAUGCAAGGCUUGGUGAUGGCAGUCAAGGAUAUCAAGACCUGGCUCUUCAUUGGCGUUCUCUAUUGCGGCAACUCGUUGACCACAGCAUCACAACAGACUUACAUCGUCGGCGCCGUCUCCAACUUCUUCCCCAGCGUGGUCGGCGGCCUGGGCUACAGCCGCAACAUGACCUACCUGCUGACGGCGCCGCCCUUCCUGCUGUGCGUCAUCUGCAUGCUCGCCAACGGCUUCCACUCGGACCACACGCGCGAGCGCUCCAUCCACGUCGUCGCGCCGCUCUGCAUCACCCUGGCCGCCAACGUCAUCGCCGUCUCGACGCUCAACAUCGCCGCCCGCUACGUCGCCAUCAUGCUGCUGCCCGCGUCCUUCUACGCGUCCACCAUCGUGACCCUGUCCUGGAUCACGGGCUCCCUCUCGCAGCCGGCCGCCAAGCGCGCCAGCGCCAUCGCCUUCAUCAACGCCGUCUGCAACACGCCCAACAUCUGGUGCAGCUACCUCUACUACAGCUCGCCACGCUACCUGACGGCCUUCAUCGUCAACGUCGUCGCCACCGGCCUGGCCAUUGUCUUCGCCGUCGCCGCGAGGAUCUACCUGCGCCGCCAGAACGCCAAGCUCGAUCGUGGCGAGGACGGAGGGAAGCACGGGCCUACGGCGGCACAGGUUGCGUCUGGUUUCCGGUACAUGUUGUAG
Messenger RNA from Thyridium curvatum, 1530 nucleotides. RefSeq lists its product as uncharacterized. The record is from RefSeq and is a predicted model, not a curated record. NCBI's taxonomy places the organism in Eukaryota, Fungi, Ascomycota, Sordariomycetes, Thyridiales, Thyridiaceae. The coding region runs from base 1 to 1530 and encodes 509 amino acids. Gene Ontology annotation, biological process: transmembrane transport. Gene Ontology annotation, molecular function: transmembrane transporter activity. Gene Ontology annotation, cellular component: membrane. The transcript is spliced from 4 exons.